Molecule: messenger RNA, 3552 nt
Organism: Siniperca chuatsi (mandarin fish)
Lineage: Eukaryota; Metazoa; Chordata; Actinopteri; Centrarchiformes; Sinipercidae
Gene: gnrhr4
Product: gonadotropin releasing hormone receptor 4
Exons: 4
Coding region: 918-2102 (394 amino acids)
Biological process (GO): G protein-coupled receptor signaling pathway
Cellular component (GO): membrane
Molecular function (GO): gonadotropin-releasing hormone receptor activity; peptide binding
Source: RefSeq, a predicted model, not a curated record
CAAUGGAAUUUAUGUGCAAAGUAGCCAUUAUUCUCUGCCUACAUAUCACGUAACAGUAACUGCUAAAGAAAAAGUAUUCACACUGAGUCAAAGUUCAGUUCUGAUAAAUGUAUUGGUUAUUUAUCGGACAAUUGCAUUGUAAAGCAUAAGAAAUACAUUCUGCAAACUUCCGGUAGCAUACAGAUGGAUCUAACAGGAUGUAAAUAUUUUGGUGACUUCCUGUAUAUUCUUUUAAGGCUGCUGGAAACUGAAAAAAAUAAAUUUGGAAAAGCACAGCGAUUUCUGUGGCUAUUUACUUCACAACAGUCUGAUGCUGGUUGCACAAUAUUUAAUCAGCGGAUAUGCCGUGCAUAAUUGUGGCUUGACAGUGCGCAACAUCACACCAGUUAGAGACCACAGUUGAACCAGAUACCUGCUGCCUUCAGAUGGCUGUAAAGAGAAACACCAGAAGGAAAGGCCUUAAGUGAAGGCAACUAACUGUCCUAGAUGACAGAGCAGGUAAGAAUCACUUAAUCAUCUUAAUUCUGCAUCUCUGGCAUCAUAACCGGAAUAAAAAUAAAAAAAAAACCUUUUUGGAAAGACGAACAAAACAUGAAUAAGAGGGUUUAAGGGAUUUCAGAAGAGAAGCUCCUGUGGUUGAUAGACUGAUCAAACCAACCCGGCUGAUGACAGCCGUCGCUUGUCAUAUAAAGCGUCAGAGUGGAGGAAUAAAGCGGACCGAAGCAACAGCUGCAGUGACUGCAGGAGAAAGACGCUCAGAGAGAUCCACAUUAACCUGACUGGCAGCUCCGCUAAUUGCAGUUUUCACAGUUAAAGUUCCAGUUGGAGAUGCAGAAGAAAAACACAGUCUAGGAGUAGACGGGAUUAAUGACUUGCUUUUAUCUGUGUCCCCCGUCAGUCAGACUCCGGUGUUCAUCAUGUUCCACCAGCUGACGGAUCAAACAGUAAAUGGCAGCUGCCAGGGACCCACCUCAGUGUGCAAUAAAAGCACUGAUGGAGACGCGCUCCAGCUGCCCACUUUCUCCACCGCGGCCAAAGUCAGAGUCAUCAUCACCUUCACUCUGUGCUCAGUGUCAGCUGUGUGCAACCUGGUUGUGCUGUGGGCUGCCGGCAACGGCGGCAAGCGCAAGUCACACGUCAGGAUCCUCAUAAUGAACCUGACUGUGGCGGACCUGCUGGUGACUUUCAUCGUGAUGCCUGUGGACGCAGUGUGGAACAUCACGGUGCAGUGGCAGGCGGGAGACGUCGCCUGCAGGCUGCUGAUGUUCAUGAAACUGGUGGCGAUGUACUCCUGCGCUUUUAUAACUGUGGUCAUCAGCUUGGAUAGACAGUCUGCCAUCCUCAAUCCUCUGGGCAUAAGUGAGGCCAAAAGGAAAAGCAGAAUAAUGUUGACUGUGGCCUGGACGAUGAGUGUGAUCCUCUCGCUCCCUCAGAUGUUUAUAUUUCACAAUGUGACCAUCACAGUCCCACAGAACUUCACCCAGUGCACCACCCACGGCAGUUUUGUCCAGCACUGGCAGGAGACCCUCUACAACAUGUUCACCUUCGUGUGCCUCUUCCUCCUGCCUUUGGUCAUCAUGAUCUUCUGUUACACACGAAUCCUUGUUGAGAUAUCCGGUCGCAUGCCCCGGGGUAACCUGCUGUCUAGAGAUGUUCAUCUCCGUCGCUCCCAUAACAACAUCCCUAAAGCUCGGAUGAGGACUCUUAAGAUGAGCAUUGUCAUUGUGACAUCAUUCAUCAUCUGCUGGACCCCGUACUACCUGCUAGGCCUGUGGUAUUGGUUGUUUCCUGAAAAAAUGGAGAAGACGGUCUCUCAUUCACUGACUCAUAUGCUGUUUAUCUUUGGCCUCUUCAACGCCUGCCUAGACCCCAUCACUUAUGGUCUGUUUACCAUUCAUCUUCACCAGGGUCUUAAGAGAUGCUGUCGAAAUUCAAACACACAGACUGAAUUAGAAAACAACACUUGCCUUGUACACAUGACUCAUCUGUCAUCACACAGGCAGGUUGCCUUGGGUGGCCACAGUACAGACAUAGAGGAGGCAAAGGACAACAAGAGCAAGACAAGUGGCUCAAGGCCAAUCAUCCCAGUAAGCAAGAUGUAAUGGGUUAAUGAAUUUCAAUACAUGAUCUCUGCUCUUAAUCAGUGUUUUGCUUUGCUUUGAAAUGCUGAAACUCCACAAAAAUUCAGUGCUCUUUUGUCAGACGAAUCUGUUCAUUUUUGUUCCACUGAUGUAAUCAAUGGUGUAGUAUAGCUCAGCCCUGGUUUGUUCAUCCCACGUUUCCAGAGCAAUGCAUGUCAUUGCUCUUUUGCAAGCAUUUACAAAAUCACCAUGAUUGGCUGAGGGUGAUGCUGCACAUCACACAGAAUGUCUCACACACUGCUGAUUGGAUUUUCAUGAAGCUUAAUGACCCAUGUGGCAAAGUUGUAAUUCAGGUUGAGCGAAUCUGCUUAAAGUUGCCUAAAUAUGUCUGGGUUUUACUGAUUAGAUCUUUUGGUGUCCUGUAUUAUUUCCUGUGUCAAAGAAAGAAAAAUGUGUGCAUAUAUUUAAAGAUAAUCAUUUAGAUAUAAACUGUCUGUGAUUAAAAGUAAUUGUUGCACUGAUACAAUGGAGGUUUUGUAGAGAUUUAUCAUUUUGGUAACUGCUGUGUAGUGUAACCUAUGUUGUUCAUUUUCAUAUUUUUAUUACAUGUUGGGGGGUUUUGCCGCAAGGUCCUCUGUUAGUUAUUGCUUAUUGAAAACUGGAAACUGCUCUAAAUUGUCAUUUGUAGUGCUGUGUGUGCAGUAUAAAAGAUUGUGAUUUUGUUCCAUUACAAAAAUUAAUGUUAUGACAUGAUCAUUAUUGACCAUGAUGGCCUUUUAACUAAAUGUUAUGCCAUUCAGUACUAUGUAGUGAAUGUACUUGCGCAGCAUGUUGUUCAUGUGUUACUGACUACUUUAUUUGUCCAAGAUCAAUUCUCUGUUUACUGUGGUGCACACAAAUCACAUUGGAGACAAAGUUCUAUAAAAUAUCUGUGAUUCAUCAUGCCAGUCAUAUGUACAUAUUCAUAUUAGUAUUAGUGUUUAUAAUGGGUAUAAUAGGGUAUAAUGUUGUGAGUUGUGUUGCUUUCUGUGACCGAGAAAUGGAUAAGAAAACAGCUUAAUUUGAAAAAAAGAGAGAUCAAUAGCAUAUGUUUGUUUGCAUGAUAUUGUUUCCUUUCUGCAAGUUAUAAAAAAAUGUUGUAAUGUAUACUUGCAAUGUCUUUAUUUGUUGAAUAAAAAAUUCUGCCUUUUUUUCACUGCAUUGGGCGAUGCACAAACAAUGACUGGCUCCCCUUUAAGCUCAUGUGCAUUUGUCAUCAGCUGGAAAUGGCUCAAUCAGAGAAAAUGAUAAAAAUCAUUAUGUUCUGGGAUGAUGAUGCUUAUGGCUAACCUUAAUUAAUCGCUCAACCUUUCCAGUAAUAGUUUAUUUGAAAAUAGCUGCAGCAAUGCAGUAUUAUCUGGCAAUGGUGAACUAGUAGUAGAGAGUAGAGUAGGAGCACUUUGCAUGUCUUGGUAUCUCACUACACAAAGUC